AUGGCUGCCGUUGGUGAUAGCUUCACUGCCGGCAUUGGAUCAGGAAAUGUCCACAGUUCGCGGAAGGAAGAUACGGUCUGCUCGCGAUACGACUAUUCAUACCCAUCUAUCAUGAAUCAGUUCUUCAGCAGCUCUGUGUCCAAUUUUACCUACUUGGCAUGCUCAGGAGAUACGUUGGUCGACAUCGCGGCCCAGAUCGCUCGGUUAUCAAAGGGUUUGGAUCUCGCCGUGAUGACGGCAGGAGGAAAUUAUCUUUGCUUAACUACUAUUAUCAAAACAUGUAUUUUGAACUCUGUUACAAGUGAGUCAAGCUGUCAGAAGGCUAUCAAGAUAGCGCAGACGGCCAUUGAUGGGAUCCUGGAGGACAAUAUUGUCUCCCUUUUGAAUUCACUGGACGAUAAGAUGGAUGAUCGAGGGAUUAUUGUCCUCUCGUCCUUCCCCCCCUAUUUUGAUAACAUGACAUCUGAUUGCACGAAUAAUGAGGAUUGGGUUUUCCCUGGGCAGGCUGGAAGUACCAGUCUUCUUCUGAGUACCUCCCAUCGAACCUACUUCCACACGCUCGUUGCCAACACCAAUGCGAAGUUGAAGUCUGCAGUUGACAAAGUCGCGAGGACGGCGAGCUCGACCGUUGUAUUCGCGGAUUGGAGUGCCUGGGGCGAGGCAGCCGGCGGUCGCUUUUGCGAGAAAGGAUCUUCGCCAGAUCCCUCAAGCUCAACUAAUGACUACGCCAUGUUUUACAAACUACCCACCUACAAGGUUUUCAACCCGGGGACGGUGUAUCGAAGAGACUUGAAUUUGGGCUCUGACCCCAUGUUGGGAAUCUCGUCUAAUACCACAUCUGUCCAGGAAGGACUUGAGGCAGAAGAAGCCAAUUGGGAUCAAAUAAGGGAGUCGAUAUCCAACCCUCUCUCCAAGAGGGAUGCUCCAACAACUGGAGUUUGUGGCACGAACUCCGGCGGAGGAUGGUUACCCGAUCAGAUUGGCAAAAUAUUCCACCCGACCAACUUCGGCCAUGAGGCCAUUGCAUCAUAUGUCACAUUCGCAAUUGGUAAUGCCGUGGCCAAAAAGGAGCAGACAACCACGCCGGCGUGUAAUCUGGUUGAGACCUCACUUGCCAUUCGAGUACGGGCUCAAAAUCAUACGCCAGCGCCUACUUCUUGUGCGCAUACACGGCGGAGUUCUGCAAAGCUGUCAUAUCAACCUGGGAAGACCAGGACGACGACAUGA
Penicillium hordei is the source of this 1227-nucleotide messenger RNA. RefSeq names its product SGNH/GDSL hydrolase family protein. The record is from RefSeq and is a predicted model, not a curated record. Gene Ontology annotation, biological process: triglyceride catabolic process. NCBI's taxonomy places the organism in Eukaryota, Fungi, Ascomycota, Eurotiomycetes, Eurotiales, Aspergillaceae. Gene Ontology annotation, molecular function: triacylglycerol lipase activity. Bases 1 to 1227 code for a protein of 408 amino acids. The transcript is spliced from 2 exons.